CACCUACUAGGCUGUGUGAAACAGCUCAUAUUUUUGCCUUCGAAGUACUAUAUGGGAAGGGUACUUCAGAUUCCAAGUGACGGGGAUGAUCCGAGGAAGCUAAAAUCAAAACCAAAAAAGAACGAAUAUUUUGAACACUUAAAUAAAGCCUCAGCUAAAAAGAGGUUUGUUCCCAAAACAUCUCAGAACGGAAAACUUCAAACCCAGAAAAAAACACACUUCGAUCAUCCUAGUGACUUGGAAUUAAUCUGGCCAGAGUACCAUCCCCUCCCCCAUCCCAAGUCAAAAUAGUAAGUUCCCACAAUGUCCCGACUAACAAUCCCGAUAGUCAAGGGAGUAUACUCCCUUGCAAUAGUAAAGAACUUGAAGGAUAAUGCCAAUUCUCUGUGGCCAACGGACUCAAUGCUAUAGUUUACUUCAGUUUUGAUUUUUGAUUUUUUCGCGAUUUGCUCACGACCAAAUUAUGAAACCUAUUAUAUAUUUUACAAGAAAAAACACAAACAAACGGUCAGUCGGACAGACAGACAGAGAACAUGAGAAAAAAAAACUCCGUUAAGAUACAAAAACAUGAAAGUACGACACUGCCGGAUACGAAAACCCAGAAACCAUUUAGUGAAAACUGAGGGGUUGGAUACGGCCACCUGCUGAAAUCAGCUUCUUUGUCCACACCACGCGGGUAGAAGUACUCGGAAACUAGUGAUUGCGAAAUACUGACUGGAAUAAUACCUAUCACAGAAAGCUACUCAUGAUGUCUUCUAGCAGACCCGGUCCUCUUGGUCCGCGUCGUCAAAGUAGCUCAUCCCGACCGUUUCCACAUAUACUACAAUAGGCUCCCUAGAUUUCGCACAGGUAGCCCAAGCUCGAAAUAUGAGCACCGGCUAGCAUCGGCAUUGUUGCGUAACAUUCAAAAUAUAAGGAUUUGUAUGGGAAAAAAACCUAUCGUUUCUGUAACCUACGAAAAUGAAAGGAUUUCAAUAAAGACCAGCUUACCUAUAAACAAUGUAAACCUUUAUAUAUAGAGAAAACCGUUUACAUAAAAACCCAUAAAACGGCCAUAAAUCGGCCCGUGGACCACACAGGGGAGACGUAACACACAUUUUAAGUAAGGUAAGCUGUUUUUUUUUUUAUUGAAAUCAUUUCAUUUUUGUAGGUUACGGAAACGAUAGGUUUUUUUCCCAUACAAAUCUUUUUUUUUAAUAUUACGCAACAAUGCCGAUGCUCGCCGAUGCUCAUAUUUCGAGCUUGGGCAACCUGUGGAUUCCCUAGCCUCCCACGCAGACGUUCCUGCCCCACGACAGAUGGGGGAGAUUGCGGGACGAGCCAAAAGAGCGUCUGCGCGGAAGGCUAAAGGUUCCCACGAUGAUACAAGAAAAGUCGAGUCAUGUAUUCCGCAUGCUCGUGUUCAUCGAGAAAAAAAAAAUCAUUCAAAGUACCACUUGAAAUUCACAACUGCGAUUUUAGUUCCAGGACAGACAAAAAAUACAAGUGGUGACGAGUGAGGCAGCAUCGAAAAGCAGUUAGAGCGCUGGACUUGUAAUUCGAAGGCCCAACCUUAACUCGCCUUAAUGCUACAACCCCGGACAAAACCUGUUGAGACAAAUCGCGAAAAUGCCUAUUUUUUCCUGUCAUCCCGGCAAAAACUGAAACCUCCGCCAAAUGAAUGCCCGAUUUCCCCCCUCCCCUUAUCCAAAGUUGUUUAGGAUAGCAUGGCAAUUAUACACGUUGGUUUUUAGACCAAGGCAACUUUGAAUAGGGGGUGGAGAGGGGGUUUACUUUUUGUGUUUAGGGGAGACGGGAGUAGGGCGCAAAAGUUAGAAAAUAGACGGAAUUGUCUCAACAGUUUUGUCCGGGGUUGUCUGUGAAGGCCAGUUGUUCAAAUCGCUGUAACUUCGCAAUGUAAGGUCGGAGGGUAUUGAUUUUUUGCACAGAUGUUGUAAUUGUCUAAAGCUUUGUGAUUACGAAAAAAGGUGUCAUAAAAACAAUUAGGACGCAUUAAUUAUGCACUUAGAAAUUUAGCCAUAAAUUAGAAACCUUGUACCUAAAUGAGAAAGAAAUCAUGCUCUUUACAGAAAAAGUAUUGAAAUUAAUUGUGAUUGGUGGCCACGGUUAAGGAGUUACUGUGUGUCACAAAUAUGAUAUCUUAAUAGGAACCUUACCUCCGGCCUUUUUGCCAACGUUAAUUGUGCUUACAUGUCGAAUAAAUUAGAUAAGACUGGAUAUUUAUUAUAUUUGCACAGGACAACUGUCCUGUUCAAAAAUAAUAGUGCGUGGUGUGCAGGUCAUGCACGAGGACUCAAGAAUGCGGCGGAGCAGUUAAAAAUACCCCUUAGAGGUAGUGAUACUUAGUUGCACUGACAACUUUCUCCAUGUAGUUACAGUAGAACUGGAAAAGUAAGCUUCACCGAGUUAACAAUACCCGCGUUUACUGAGUGUGUAAUUAGAACAAUUUACAACAUAUAUACCAGAUUAUCUACGUGACAAAAUAAUGGAAUCCAUGCCGAUAAAACCGUUAAUUUUUCUAUGACAAUUAAGGUCAAAAGAACAAAUAUUAACGAAGAACUUCCAAAAUGGGUAGAAAUAGGAUGUGUAGGGAAAGCAAUGCCUCUUUGAUCACAAAUACAGCGAAAACAUGUUGUCACGCGAUGACAGUUCUUUUGUGGCAAAAACACAGCGCAUUUCAUGACAAUUACACCAGUGUCAAAAAGUUUUCCCUUAAGUAAAAAGGUCUUUUUAAUGCUUGAAAAUCAACAAAAAGGUUCUAUAUACUACGGAAAAUGCUUGAAAGCACCGUAAACGCUUGAAAUAAACGAUUAACAGGCACGCACAUGUUUAUUCCAACGGUUAACAACGGUUGAACAGCGGAAACUGAUAGUCUAACUGUUGUUUUUCCUCAGAAAGGUUGUUAACCGUUGUUAACCGUCGUUAAGCGAUGUUUCUUUCCUCUGCCGUACUUUAUUCGUUAAGUUAACCGUCUGCGAGAAAAGCUACUCCGUUUUUGUUGCAUAACAAGCUCAUCAAAGCACCUUACACAUCAAGGGAUUUCCCGUUAUUGUUCCCGCGGGAUCUGCGUGGAGAAAUGAGAGAUCCAUCAUACCACAUUCCAGUUCGUACACAAUUCCACAUUUGCUGAAACUGAGGCAAUGGUGUCCUAUUAAGUGUAGGAUCUUUGCACUGCACUUGGCGAACGACGUAAUCACUGCUAAGGCAAAUUACUCGCGGGAUGGAAAAAUGAGCCAAAUUCGCGUGACUGUAAGUGACCAGAUAAGCGCACUAACCUUCCUCUCACCCAGUGAUUCAUGCGAUAUUUCCGAGCCUCCUGAAAAUGAUUCGUCACUAUCGGAAGUUCUCGAGAGAUCCAUUUUGUCUGGCGAUUACACAUCAGUGUCAUCAUUUGAGCACGCAAAGCGUCUACGGACACGUAAGCCGUUGAAAGUCAUGCCCAUGGUAACGUCACAGAGUAAAUGUCAUUUGACAGAUCAUGUAAUCAGAGUGUUAUAACUUCAAUUUUUACUGCAAAAAUUUUAUUUCGCAUUCAAAAGAAAAAAAAAGUAUGCUGAAACAAUGGCUUUUAUCAAUUUGACCAAAAAAGAGGACUAUAACUUGAGGUAAUUGCUAUGAAAGUUAAAGAAUACCGAAAACAGUCCGUAGACAACCCCGGACAGAACCUGAUGAGACAAAUCGCGAAAAUGCCUAUUUUUUCCUGUCAUCCCGGCAAAAACUGAAACCUCCGCCAAAUGAAUGCCCGAUUUCCCCCCUCCCCUUAUCCAAAGUUGUUUAGGAUAGCAUGGCAAUUAUACACGUUGGUUUUUAGACCAAGGCAACUUUGAAUAGGGGGUGGGGAGGGGGUUUACUUUUUGUGUUUAGGGGAGACGGGAGUAGGGCGCAAAAGUUAGAAAAUAGAUGGAAUUGUCUCAACAGUUUUGUCCGGGGUUGUAGCUGGAUUUGGUCUCGGUAUUCCAGCAUGUUCCAGAGUUCAAAUACUCGGCAGACCUAACAUCAGAGUGGGUCCGAUGGAUCCCGAGGGAUCUUGCGAAAAAGAGAGAAAUUGCAAAAAGCAAAACAUUAGAAAAACAGCAUGGAUAUAG
Molecule: messenger RNA, 4085 nt
Organism: Porites lobata
Lineage: Eukaryota; Metazoa; Cnidaria; Anthozoa; Scleractinia; Poritidae
Source: the annotation of a GenBank genome assembly